This is a messenger RNA of Periophthalmus magnuspinnatus, 3507 nucleotides long. Its product is annotated as procollagen galactosyltransferase 1-like. Gene Ontology annotation, molecular function: procollagen galactosyltransferase activity. The record is from RefSeq and is a predicted model, not a curated record. The transcript has 12 exons. Bases 97 to 1926 code for a protein of 609 amino acids. Lineage: Eukaryota; Metazoa; Chordata; Actinopteri; Gobiiformes; Gobiidae.
ACUGUCGGCAUAAACAACAGCGGUGCCUUUGCAUGAGCGCGUCCAUCCUGCGCGCCUUGUCUGUCCUGCGCGUCCUCUACUAGUUUCCCCCCUGCCAUGCCCCGGGUGACCUCUCUGCUGCCUGCCCUGCUGUGUGUCCUCCUGUCCGGCCUGAGCAGGGGGUAUUUCCCCGAGGAGCGGUGGAGCCCUGAGUCUCCGCUCCUCGCUCCUCGGGUUGUCAUCGCGUUGGUCUGCCGCAACUCGGCGCACUCUCUGCCGCUAUUCCUGGGCACCAUCGAGCGGCUGAACUACCCCAAGGAUCGUAUCGCUCUCUGGGUGGCGACAGAUCACAACAUAGACAACACUACAGCGCUCCUGAGAGACUGGCUCAUAAAGGUGCAGAGUGACUACCAUUAUGUGGAGUGGAGGCCUAACGAGGGGCCCAGCUCUUUUGAAGAUGAGUCGGGGCCAAAGCACUGGAAUAAUCUACGUUAUGAGCAUGUUAUGAAGCUCCGACAGGCCGCUCUGGACACGGCCCGUGAGAUCUGGGCCGAUUACCUCCUGGUGGUUGACUGUGACAACCUGCUCACCAAUCAGGAUGUGCUGUGGAAACUGAUGAGAGAGAACAAAACCAUUGUAGCACCAAUGUUGGAGUCCAGAGCGGCCUACUCCAACUUCUGGUGCGGCAUGACUACUCAGGGCUACUACAAAAGAACACCUGCAUACAUGCCAAUCCGAAAGCAGGAACGCAGAGGUUGCUUUGCUGUGCCCAUGGUCCACUCCACAUAUCUGCUGGAUCUACGAAAAGAAGCCUCCCGACAGCUGGCUUUCUACCCGCCCCAUCCAGAGUACAGCUGGGCCAUGGAUGACGUUAUAGUGUUUGCUUACUCAGCACGAAUGGCAGAUGUCCAGAUGUACGUGUGUAACAAGGAGACAUACGGGUACUUCCCAGUGCCCAUGCGCGCCCAUGCCACGCUGCAGGACGAGGCAGACAGCUUUCUGCACACACAGCUGGAGAUCAUGGUGAGGGAUCUUCCGUUGGAGCCCUCUAGUUUCCUGUCAGUUCCUCCGAAGCGGCCUAACAAGAUGGGGUUUGAUGAGGUGUUCAUGAUAAAUCUGGUGAGGAGACCGGACCGCCGCGAGCGAAUGCUGAGAAGCCUCUACGAGCAGGAACUCAGCUGUAAGGUUGUGGAGGCUGUGGAUGGGAAAGCCCUAAACACCACUGAUAUCGAGGCUAUGGGGAUUAAGAUGCUGCCCGGGUACAAAGACCCUUAUCAUGGCCGAGCACUCACCAAGGGCGAACUAGGUUGUUUCCUCUCACAUUUCAACAUCUGGAAUGAGAUAGUGGAGCGAGGUUUGCAAACUUCGCUGGUUUUGGAGGACGACCUCCGUUUCGAGGUUUUCUUCAAACGGCGUCUUCAGGCGCUGCUGCAGGAAGUGACAGUGCACAAGUUGGACUGGGAUCUCAUUUACAUCGGGAGAAAGCGGAUGCAGAUUGACCAUCCAGAGAAGGCUGUUCCAAACAUAUACAACCUGGUGGAAGCCGACUACUCCUAUUGGACUCUGGGAUACAUGCUGUCCCUGCAGGGGGCCCAGAAGCUCCUCCGGGCCGAACCUUUGAGCAAAAUGCUUCCUGUUGACGAGUUUCUCCCCGUCAUGUACGACAAACACCCAGUAUCUGAGUACAUGGAGCCCUUUGAGCCUCGGGACCUGCACGCUUACUCUGCAGAGCCCCUUCUGGUGUAUCCAACUCAUUACACAGGUGAGGUGGGCUAUAUCAGUGACACAGAGACGUCAGUGGUGUGGGACAAUGAGACAGUCAAAACAGACUGGGACAGGGCCAAGUCCAGGAAGACUCAGGAGCAGGAGGAGCUCAGCUUUGAGGCACAAAACUCAGAUGUGCUGCAAUCGGAGCUGGAGAAGUGGAGCAAACGGGAGGAGCUGUGAACUAUGCAACGAUACAGAAAGGAAACAACAGAAAUGUGAAGCUUAGACUGUGUGGAGGGGGCUGGAGAGAAAUACUUCUGAUGCAUAACAAUAAAUUUGACUAUUGUGGAAAAGUGAAUGUAUUUUAGUUCAAUAUAAGUAAAGUAACAAAUAUAUGGUGUAAACUGUACUAUUUAUUUAAAAGAGUGAAAUACAGUAUUUGUUGUUCAGUAUUGAUAAUAACACACUAGAAUGUACUGUUAUUAUUCAGGGUAUUGAUACUAUUCACAUGCCAAGGUCAUAAAAAUAGAAUAUUACUGCUAAUACUAAUAUUUCACACUAUUGCACUAAAUCUGUGCUUUACAUUGAACUACUGCUAGGUCUGUCACAAUAAUAUAUUUUGAAGUUUCAUAUAUUCCUGCAGUAAAUAAAUGAUAAUAUUGAAACUAAUUUCUGGCACUGACACAACAACCCAAGAGCAGAUUUAUACCACAAAACCUAAAUCUGCAAUAUUGUAAAAAAAAUAAAUAAAUCAUGAGCUGCAAUAAAUAAACAGCAGAAUGAAACACUUUAGUACUUCUCUAAUGAGUCUUAGAAGUUAUUAAUUCAACUUUUUACAGCUCAAAUCUUAUCAUAUGGCCAAAAAAAUAGCCUAAAAAUUAUGCAGCAGUGCCAAGAAAAUCUACACAAAAAAUAUUGUUCCAUCUUUUGUAUACUGAACGAAGUCGAUAUGGUAAUGAUCGUGACAGGCCUAACUACUGCAUUUUUUAAGAAUAUUUUUUAAAAUUCAGUAUGUAUUCAGUGUGUUGCAAUACAAAACUGCAACACAAAUCCAAUAUUUGAAAGCAUUAAAAAUUCAACAAUAUUCAUAUUUAUUGAUAUUGGCCUUUAGUUUCUCCCACAGUGGCCCCCUCUCUGACAGAAAGGGGUUAGAUAUCUUUUAACUCUGGACUAGUCAGCUUGAAGUACAGUUUUAUUUAUUGUCUUGGACACAGAGCUCACUCCACGGGCUGACUGAAGCACUCUUUUAUUAUUUUCAUAAUAUUUCAUCCCAGACUCUUUCCAAUUCCUCCUUUUAGGGUUUUUGGCAUAAAGAUAGUGCACAGUCAGAGUUAGAAGUACUUUGCAUUCAUUACUCCUAUAAAACUCUCAACGAUCGCACAAUUUCACAUUAUCUGUGUAAUAGCUGCAAUUUGGGGUUUAAAAUGGAGUUCUAAAUAUGAACAGAGCCUUUUACAAUUCAGUGGCUCAAUAAAGGUAGUCUGUAAAGCUGUCAGCAUCUUUUGUUGACCACAGGGCAUCCUUUGUGUUUUUAAUCCAACUGUUGAGUGGAUGGAAAGAUAACAAAUGAUCCAAAUCACUGCUUAUGCUAGUUCAAACAAAGAGAAAAUUUAACUGCACGUUUAAAUUCAAAUAAUCUGUUUUUUUAAAAAAGGCUUUAAAGUCAAAUUCAAUCACUGUAAGUGUUUGAAAUCUAGUUUGUCACAGCGUUAGUGAUUAACAGGUGUAACAAAUUUUAACUUCAUGUGUGUUGGCCAUUUUUCUAUUAUUUUCUACUUGUGUGUCUUUUCUACAAGAGAACAAAUAAAACUUUUACAGUGG